This is a messenger RNA of Moneuplotes crassus, 1957 nucleotides long. The record is from the annotation of a GenBank genome assembly. Lineage: Eukaryota; Ciliophora; Spirotrichea; Euplotida; Euplotidae.
UGGAAAAAUUAGUAGUUAUAAAAAUAAAAUGUCACAAACCGUAGCAACAACAGCAUGGAUUGCUGCAGCGCUGACCUUACUAUUCAGCGGGUAUCUCUUCUACGAGUACAUCCUAGACUUCAACAUUGGGGAUGAGUACACCUAUUCCAACUACUCAAGCUUAACAACAGAACACUACGACCUCCGAAUGGAAUUAGAUUUUGAUAACAAAGUUAUUGUAGGAGAGCAAUUAUUAAAAAUGAAAUCCCUCAGCAAUUUCCUAAUGGAAGCUACACUUGAUAUCAAAGACUUAGACAUCCUAGAAGUGCUAUAUAACGGAUCACCAGCUGAUUAUAGAAUCUCUAACACAAGGCCUAAGAUAGGCCAGGCCCUCAGAAUCUCAAUCCCGUUCCAAUUCAUUGGCAAUGAAUUUGAGAUUUUGGUAAAAUAUAAGACUCAUCCAGAAGCUUCUGGUGUAAGCUGGUUAGACAAGACUCAAACACCUGGGAACAAGAUGGCUUACUUAUUUACUCAUUGUGAGACUAUUAACUGCAGGUCAAUAGCACCCUUCCAGGACACUCCAAUGGUGAAAAGCACUUUCACUGCACAUAUUGUAACUCCUGAAAAUAUGAUUGUUAGAGCGACCGGUAAUCUUACCCAAGAAUUUGAUUAUACAAAUUUCAGGUCAACAAAAUUUGAGAGCAAGAUUCCAAUUCCUUCUUAUCUGUUCGGCAUUGUUGCUGGUGAUCUCCAAGAGAGUGAUAUUGAUGCUGAAGGAAGAAUAAAGGUCAUUACCGAACGAGCUCUGAUGAGAGAAGCACAAUCCUCUCUUUCAGUCCUUGAACAAGCCUUAUCGACUCUGGAGGAGUACCUGACAGAUUAUAUCUGGGGAGAUUACAAGAUAGUAAUUCAGCCUCCUAGUUUCCCACAUGGAGGAAUGGAAAAUCCUUUGUUGAACUUUGCGUCAUAUACUAAGAUUCAGGGAGACGCUUCAUCUGUAGACGAUACCAUCCAUGAAAUCGCUCAUUCUUGGGCAGGCAACCUAGUCACCCCUAAAAACUGGAAUGAAGUCUGGCUAAAAGAAGCUAUGGCCACAUUCCUCGAGAGAAAAGUUGUUCAUAAAAUUUAUGGCGAAUCUGCUUACAAAGACAAGGCGAUGAGAGGCAAGCUCUCAAUGGAAGACAAGAUCAUCGAAGUUGGAGCUGAUAGCGAAUAUACCAGACUCAUCCCUGACCCUAACAAAGUUAGUGAUCCAGACCAUAUCCUAACUGCCAUCCAGGCAGAGAAAGGAUUUGAGCUACUUGCGCUUAUGGAAGAAUUGGUUGGAGAAGCCUUAUUUAAAGAUUUCUUGGUGGAAUAUUUUAAUACCUUCGAGUUCCAAAAUGUUGACUCGAAGCAGUUUGAGGACCUCUUCGUGGAUUUCAUUUACAGAGCUUUCGAUCAUCAGACAGCUUUGAGAAUCUACGAGGGUGUUAACUUCAACCAAUGGCUGAGAGGUUAUGGAGCUCCACCAGAAGGAGUGAACUUCCUUACUCCUGAAGCAGAAAGAGCCAUCAACUUGGCUGAAGAGUACAUCAUUGCUGCAGGUGCAAGUACUCCUUCAGGAUGGAAAGAUUGGCAAAGAUUCUCAGUUGACUUGAAGUACAUCUUCUUGAAACACUUCCUUGAUGAUAUUAGUAGACUUAACAAAGACUUAGUUGACUUAAUAGAUGGAAAUAAUGACUUGUACUACCUAACCAAUCCUGAUCUGAUCUCUCUGUUCAUGCAGAUUGGUAUUGCUGGUGAUUACUAUGAGUAUCCAUUCAGGUUCCCAGUAGAGUUCGUCUCCAUUGUUGGAAAUUAUGAACUAAUAGCACCUAUUUAUGCUCAAAUGGUCCUGAAGAAUGAAGAGGGAGCCCAAAGAGUAUUUUAUGAGAAUGAAAACUUUUACUCACCCAAUAUCAGAGAAGACUUGAAGAAAAUUGUUGGUAUUUUGUAA